UCUUCCUCUUCCUCCGAGAGUCUCUCUCUCUCUCUCGCUCGCUCCCGCCUUCCCCGAUUCCUCCGCCGCCGCUGUCGUGGAUAAACAGGGCCGGAAUUGAAGAAGGCAGGAGGAACCCCACCCCCAAAUGGCGACUAGUGCAGCGGCCUGCGCGGAGAGAGCCACGAGCGACGGGUUGGUGGGACCUGACUGGGCUAUCAAUAUCGAGCUCUGCGAUAUCAUCAACAUGGAUCCGCGGCAAGCUAAGGACGCUCUAAAGGUGCUGAAAAAGCGUCUCACCAGCAAAAAUCCGAAAAUACAGAUUCUGGCCCUUUUUGCAUUGGAGGCUCUCAGCAAAAACUGCGGCGAAAAUGUUUUCCAGCUGAUUGUUGAGCGCGACAUCUUGCAUGAUAUGGUCAAAAUAGUGAAAAAAAAGCCUGAUUUGACCGUAAGGGAGAAAAUAUUAAUUCUAAUCGACACAUGGCAGGAAGCAUUUGGUGGACCUAGGGGGAGGUAUCCCCAAUAUUAUACAGCUUAUAAUGAAUUGAGGGCCGCCGGAGUUGAAUUUCCACCGCGAGAAGUAAAUGAUGUUCCCUUGUUCACGCCGCCACAAACUCAACCCGUAUUUCAACAUGCUCCAGAAUUUGAAGAUGCUGCUAUUCAGGCCUCACUUCAAUCUGAUGCUUCUGGUCUUAGCAUGUCAGAGAUACAAAAUGCUCAGGGGUUAGCUGACGUUUUAAUGGAAAUGCUUGGAGCAGUGGAUGCUAAGAAACCUGAGGCUUUGAAGGAUGAAGUGAUUGUUGACCUUGUUGAUCAGUGCCGUUCUUAUCAAAAGCGUGUCAUGCUGCUUGUGAAUGAAACUGCAGAUGAGGGCCUUCUGUGUCAAGGACUGGCGCUAAAUGACAAUUUGCAGCGUGUACUUAGCCGGCAUGAUGACAUUGCUGGAGGAACUUCUAGUGCUGGGGUAGUAUCAAGUGUAACUCCAGUUAUGCCACUGGUAAAUGUAGACCAUGAGGAUGAUGAAUUGGAAGAUGACUUUGCCCAAUUAUCUCACAGGUCAUCAAGGGACAAUGGUAACAACAGGAAACCAGUCAGCACUAAAGCGGAACCUUCUCGACUGAACCCAACUGCUCCUUUACCCUCAUCAAAGAAGCCAAUCUCGGGAGAUUCUGGUACGGUGGACUUUCUCAGUGGUGAUGCUUUUAAAUCUGAAGGCUCCAUCGAUACAUCGCGGCCUUUUCGACCUCCUAAUCAUUCGGACAACAGUUACUCUCCUCCUUCAUAUGGCAAAAGCCCAGAAACUUCACCUAUUUAUGAUCGUCAGCCUGCCUAUGAUGAGCCUCUCCCAUUGAGCAGAUCUGCUGAUCGACUUCCUCCAGCUCCCUGGGAUACGACUCAGUCUCCUGCCGCUAUUCCACCACCACCUUCGCGCCACAAUCAGAGGCAACAAUUUUUUGACCAAAAGCAAGGUUUCCCGGGAAGUUCUCAUUCAAGUAGUGGAUCCGGUUCCUCUUAUGACAGCUUGGUGGCUCACACUCAGAACAUGUCUCUGAAUCCAUCUACCCCAACCAAGGAAGCGAAACAAGAAGAUGCGCUCUUCAAGGAUCUCGUGGAUUUCGCAAAAGCCAAGUCGUCCUCAUCGUCAUCAUCCUCGAAACCUAACAGGUCAUUUUAAGUAGCGAGCAGCGUCAGAUAUUGACGACGUGUCCUGAUACAGGGUUUCAGCUAUUUUUCUGAUUCCUUUCUCAGAUAUAUAUAUGUUAGGUAAAUAAAUUCUUGUGGGGACUUUGGUCAUCAUGGUUUGUGUAUAUGUUUUAGUUGGUUAUUUUGAGGUGGAGCUGCUGUUGCUGUAUGUACCAUUCCGGUGUUAUCAUCAGAGUGUUUAUUGUUUGAUUGUUAGUAGUUCGUGUUUUGACUUUUCUA
Messenger RNA from Syzygium oleosum, 1902 nucleotides. Its product is annotated as TOM1-like protein 4. The transcript is spliced from 10 exons. Lineage: Eukaryota; Viridiplantae; Streptophyta; Magnoliopsida; Myrtales; Myrtaceae. The record is from RefSeq and is a predicted model, not a curated record. Gene Ontology annotation, biological process: protein transport to vacuole involved in ubiquitin-dependent protein catabolic process via the multivesicular body sorting pathway. Gene Ontology annotation, molecular function: ubiquitin binding; phosphatidylinositol binding. Bases 128 to 1654 code for a protein of 508 amino acids.